UGCAUGGCCGGAUCUCGGCGUAUCGUUUCAAAACAAAGCACUUACUCUUUUGGACGUCGCGUCUGAGAUUGAUUGAAUAAAGACGUUUUGUUUAUGAAAAGUAAUUUAUUUGUAAAAAACAGCCACAAGAUGUUUGUCAAUAAGCUUCGAGCUUUUAUUUCCUGUCCUUCGCAGUGUCGUCACAUGGCUACUGUCAAAAGGUUCUACAAGAACACAGGAAUAUUGUCAAAUGGUGAUAAGUUUGAAAUAACUUUAGAUCAAAGACGUUUGAAGACACCAAUGGGAAAGGAAUUUUAUGUAAAAAGUAAACCAUUGGCUUUGGCCAUUGCUCAUGAAUGGGACAGUCAAAAAGAUAUCAUUAAUCGCACUAAUAUGCACUUGACUGCUUUAAGCAGCACAGUACUAGAUAAUCCAAAUAAACUUACAAAAAGUGAUAUUGCCAAAUAUAUAGUUGAUUUUCUAGAGACUGAUGCGUUACUCUUCCAGGCCAGUCCCAAUGAUAGUGAAACAGACGAAUUGUAUAAAUUACAACAGGAAAAAUGGGAUCCUGUAAUUCAAUGGUUUUGUGAUAGAUAUAGGGUAAACAUUGUUAAAACAAGGAGUAUAGAUGCACCCAAUGUACCACAAAGUACAAAAAAUGAAUUAAUAAAACAUUUGUUAUCUUACAAUGAAGAGGCAGUUUUUGGUUUCAUGUAUGGAGUAGAUACUGUGAAAUCUGUUAUUUUGACAUUAGCAGCAUCGGAGAGAGUUGUGAGCGUUGAAGAAGCUGUUGCACUUUCUCGAUUAGAGGAAGAGUUUCAGAUAUCGCAUUGGGGCAAUGUAGAAUGGUCGCAUGAACUAUCGAAAUUCGACUUGCAAUCGCGCAUGGCUGCUGCAAUUUUGUUCAUCCACUUGAACUCGUCUUUCACACAUAAUCAAUCAAAAUCAAAGAUUACAAACGCUAGUUGAGGAUGAAAAUUUGGCUUCUCACGUUAUUGCGUCGAGUGCGAGAGCUGUGGAUUUCUUUCGCAUUUGAGUAUUUCAUUUGCUGUUAGCGUGGCACAAUGAGUUAGAGCUAGUGCAAUUGAUAGGACUCGAGCAAUCGGAUCCUUCCCAGCCUUUCAUGCAAAUGCAGCUGUAAAUAGAAACAAUCUCAUUUAUAAUUACGCAAGAACUGUAAAAAAAAAAGAA
Trichogramma pretiosum is the source of this 1170-nucleotide messenger RNA. Its product is annotated as ATP synthase mitochondrial F1 complex assembly factor 2. The record is from RefSeq and is a predicted model, not a curated record. Bases 94 to 948 code for a protein of 284 amino acids. Gene Ontology annotation, cellular component: mitochondrion. The transcript is spliced from 6 exons. Gene Ontology annotation, biological process: mitochondrial proton-transporting ATP synthase complex assembly. NCBI's taxonomy places the organism in Eukaryota, Metazoa, Arthropoda, Insecta, Hymenoptera, Trichogrammatidae.